This is a messenger RNA of Gadus macrocephalus (Pacific cod), 2746 nucleotides long. RefSeq names its product multivesicular body subunit 12Bb (gene mvb12bb). The coding region runs from base 956 to 1777 and encodes 273 amino acids. The record is from RefSeq and is a predicted model, not a curated record. Gene Ontology annotation, cellular component: late endosome; ESCRT I complex. Lineage: Eukaryota; Metazoa; Chordata; Actinopteri; Gadiformes; Gadidae. Gene Ontology annotation, biological process: virus maturation; viral budding; regulation of epidermal growth factor receptor signaling pathway. The transcript is spliced from 7 exons.
AGUCAACUGAAUAACGAUAAGUAUGAUUCUCAUUUCACUGCAUUGUGUGUGUGAAAUGUGUAUGAGUAACGUUAGAGAGUUAACAGACAUUUCUUCAUUGGGUCGGAGCACAGUGUUCCCACAUAGGCCAUUUUAUAUUGUCAUUAAUAAUUUGACUCAUUUGCUUUCGAGGCUGUUGAUUUUAUGUGUUCACAUUUGGAAAUCUUUUGUUAUUUUUCGUUAAACCUUAGUAAAAUUAACAUUUUAUUAUUCAUUGACAUUUAUUUGCAUGCAACGUUAUUGAAGGAAUAAAGUGAACAAUUAAUGUUGGAAUAAUCAUAUAUGCUUGACACCAGUUGAUAGUUGAUUUUAUAUUACAGAAUUCCAAGUUAAGGCUCCAAAAAGUAUAAUUCAUUCUUGCUCAUUUGUUUUUCAGUUUUGUCUGAAUACGUAAAACUAUCCAGCAUUUUGCUUUACAAAUCGCUGUUUGUUGUAUAAAUUAUCCUUUAAUUUGAUCAGCUUAAUUGCAAUAGAUUCUGUAAACAUCAAGAUUAAGUGCAGCAACUUUGUCAGCUGGAUGCUUUAAAGUAAUCUAAUAAAAGUGGAGAGGAACCUUUGGAAACCACUUAGCCUAUUAAAGGCUUGCAUACCCAUUAGGCUAAAAUUCCCCUGGACAGGAAUAGAUAGCAAUUGAUUGGUAUUUCCUUGCAAAUAUGUGAUCACUUCUACUAAUUUGUAUUUGGUGAAGUCAUGGAGUGGUCUCCAAAUGUUUUUUCGUCGUUGGUCUCACUUAUCAUCCGGCCAAGGAUUAGAAAGCCCUUCUUUCUUCCGGAGCGUAAUAAGGCAGAAGUCAUUACUGUGGAGUUCUAAUAGUCUUAGUGAGGGGGGAACCACCAGGAUGCAGCCUAUGUGUUCACUCUCCCUCAAUUGACUUAGAACCGGCAUUAACAUUAACCUCACCUCUGCAUGACGAGUGAUGGCUUCUUCCACCAACAGCACGGAUGUUCUAGUCGUUUGUAAAACAUAUGCAAAUGAAAGCCGACUCCCCCAGUCCUGCACUGCCUUGCUACGUUUCAGCACAUGCAUUCAUGUUCUGAUUGCAUUAUGCCUAGGGAUGCUAAAGUAUGGUCACUGUAUUUUCAGUCCCCCCCAUAUGUCUGACACGCUGGAUCCGAGCAGAAGCCCAGACCUGCCAGAGCCCAUUGGGUCUGUUGGGGUGGUCGCAUCGCUGCACAAGGUCCCUAAUGGCUACCAAGUUGUUGCACAAACAACAGAUGGCGGAGAUGCAGACCUGUGGAAGGACGGCUUAUUCAAAUCCAAGGUCACCCGCUAUCUCUGUUUCACCAGAAAAAACCAAGACAGUGUAGUUGUGGACAUGAAGUUCAUUGACCUCCGAGAUGCCAUGCCAAUGGGCUUCACGCCCGUCCUGGAAACGUUGGACACCAAGGAGCCUGCGCUGAGGAAGAGGAGGCUCUGUGUGAAGAUCUGCCCGCGUGCUUCGGCCCAGACGGUUCUCUAUGACAUUCAGGUCAUGGGCCGGUCCAAGCUCCCCCGUACUCGCUACACCUGUAUCGGUGAGUUGAACAAUAUGAGCAUAUGGUACAGUGCCGGAGAUCUUCCUCCAACACAGAGGGGCCUGCCCUCCGUCGCCAAUAAAACCAAAACCAGCACAGCAAGCCCAGCUACCAGCGCUGCAACCAGGCCACACUUUGAGCAUCAGGCCUGCGGGUCCUACGCCUUGUCAGUUUCAAUACAACUUCAGCACAGAGAGAAGCAUUGCCCUUUGACCUUCCCUUAAAGCAACGCAUCAGAAAGGAGCCGCGGUGUCAUCAAGGCUGUGAUGCAACACAACGUCUUAUUAACAUAUUUUAAAGGUCUAAAUAAUUGUGACCACAAUAAAUCCUGGUUAUCUGGAUAGCUUAAUGAUUAUAUAUUGUAGAUUUUGAACCAUCAUAAUUUAACAUGAAGCAUCGAAUGUUUGUAAAUAUAACAAUGUCAGUAUUUUUAUUUUUUUAAUUGUUUUUAUCAAAUUAGAAUAGCCAACAUUUAACAAGGAACCAUAUUUUUUAUCAUAUGUUUAGUUUUCAACCCUGGAAAUUGUUGAUCCUUGAAAAUAAACAAUGAAAAUAUUAACUAAUUAAUCAUGAAUAAAAUGUUUCAUCAACCUUUAUAGUAGUUGUCUUUAAGUGAGUGUGGCCCCCAUCACUUCACUGAGUCCUCCACGAUGGCUCUGCUCUGGCUCAGGCUGGGUCCCUGCUGCUCAUCCGAGGAACAGGAGCAACGCUGUCACAGAUUAGCAGUGAGCAAAACAAGAGGGAAUACAAGUCCCCAGCCUGGGCUCAGUGACGGCAACACCGCUCGUGUUCCGGCGAACAGCGUCUCUUCAUCACAAAACCCCUCAUGGGCGGCGAGUGGAUCACAGAACCUGGAACAUGGAAACCUAGGGCCCCCUCGGAGCCACGCCCACGCGUAGGGGUCUACUGGUCUUAACUUAUAGGAACGAAAGCCUUUAAACUGUAAACGUGUCGUAUGCAUUAUGUAGAAGAUUCUGUCAAAUCCAAUCUAAGCAUAAAUGAUGCAUGUGUAUGGGUGUAUUGAUUCCUGGUGGAAGUUAGUGAGGAUUUUUUUUUAUAUUCAAAGGUUAUGUUCAAGAUAGAAAAAGAGGGGUCUUAAGCUUAACAUCAAACAAAACCUGCAGCAUUACAUUUGUUUUGCUCAUUUUGCAAAACUUGCCACUUGAAAUUAAAACCCAAAUACAAAAAGAUGC